AGGAGCCAGACGCCCUCUCAAGCUUCCAAGUGAGCUGUGGGUCUCUGCCCCCUCGGGGCUCUUGGCUGAGAUCUGGCUCUGCAGAACCAUGGACCUCUGGCUUCUGUUACUUUACUUCUUCCCAGUACUUGGGGCUCAGAAGAUCCUCCCAAAAGUACAGCUGGAUGGAGUGUUGGGUGGAUCCAUUACUAUCACGUGCCCGCUUUCUGAAAUGCAUGGAAGGAUGUACCUGUGCCGGCAGGUGAAUGACCCUGGCAUAUGUGUCACUGUGGUGUCCAACACCUAUGUGAAGAAGGAAUAUAAGCGUCGAAUCACUCUGAGGCCAUGCUUUGACAAGAAUCUAUUUCUAGUGGAGUUGGCCGAGCUGACCCAAAGUGACAAUGGAGUUUAUGCCUGUGGGUUGGGCAUGCACACAGACCGGGGCAAGACCCAGAAGGUCACUCUGAAUGUCCACAGUGAUUACGACCCAUUCUGGGAAGAUGAGCUGAUGUCUGAGUCUCCAAGAUUGCUUCAUCUAUUUCCUCACCAACAGAUGCCCAAUUGGCUCAAUAUGGAUAAACAUGACUAUCCUGAAUUCAUGUCCAAAGUUACUACACCAGCUCCCAAGACCAAGGCCCCUCCAGCCCACCAGCCCUCCACCACCAUUCCAACAACUCACCAUCCUCCUGUUUCCAGAGCGUCUUUAGUAGUAACUUCCAAGCCCCUGGCUCUUCUACCACCCACCACCGCCUCAAAGACCUCAGUUGAAGAGAAGGUCAAGCCCCUGGGCGCCCACUACAGCCACCACCCCAGGUUUCAUGGGCAGAGAACAAUGAGCCGUGGUCCACAGUAUGGAAGGGAAGACCAAGGAUUUCACAUCCUGAUUCCAACCGUCCUGGGCCUUCUUCUGCUGGCCCUCCUGGGGCUGGUGGUCAAAAGAGCUAUUCAGAGGAGAAAAGCCUUCUCCAGAGGGGUCCGCCGGCUGGCGGUGAGGCUGCGCACGGACGCCGUCCUGGGGCCGCUGGCGCAGCGCCCCCCGGGCCGGGCGCAGAGGCCGCGCUCGCAGAACAACGUGUACAGCGCCUGCCCGCGGCGCGCGCAGGGCCCGGGGCCGGGUCAGCCGGAGGCUCCGCUCCCCAACCCCGGACCCUCGGCGCCCCCAGCCGGGUCACAGGUACCUGAAGCUUCCUGGCCUCAAGCCCCACCACUGAAGACCAGCUGUGAAUAUGUAACCUUGUGGUACCAGCCUGCUGCCAACAUGGAAGAUGCUGAUUCAGACAACUACAUCAACAUUCCUAGCCCAACUCACCUUCCCAGCUGUCCCCCCAGGCCAAGAUCUUGAUGCUAAUGCACCUUGUCUGUCUGCUGAUUUCCAAUACCCACUCCAUUUAUUUGUAGAGCCCUCAUCACCUCUUGUACCCCCACAUUCCAACUUGAAUGCCGUCAGUUUAUCUUUGCCCUGAGAAUGGCUCUUCCAUGAGCUGGUCUUGCACAUUUAUGGGCACCAGACAUACAGAGCAUUCAUCUUUCCAACGCUAUCUGUUCCUUUCCACACCGUCUUAUGGGCCUCAUGAGGGGCAUGCAAAGGUGUUUUGUUGGCUUUCAUCACAAGGUAUUUGCUGCCUGGCUCUCACUCAUAUGGCAUUUCUGCCCCUUCAAAAGCCUGUCCUGUCCUGUCCUGGUCUUCACACAAACAGGGCUUUAGAUCACCUCAUGAGGAUGUGCUUCAGCCCCAUGAGCUGGGAAGGGACCUGCUAUGAGAACAUCCUGCAUAUAUAUUGGCCCUAAUUCAAAGACUAGCACUAGCUAAUGAGUUUCAACUUAUCUUGAGUCCCAUGGUCAGGGCAAAUAUUUGACACCAUGACUUAUUCUAAAUCUUUAGAACCAAGUGUGUCAGUGUUACUAAUACACAUAUGAAUAAAUCCUCUUCUCAAACUCUCCAUCACUUGCUACAAAUGACUACCCAGACUCUAGCAUCUCUCUUUUUUUAGAAAUACUCAUCCUUCCCCUCCUUAUCCUUCUUCCAUAUCAGUGCACUCACCUUACUUGGGUCUAGUGUAGCAAGCCCAAAGCAUUACUUCUCUCUGCUUUCAGAAAUAUACCCACCACAUUUCCAGUCCCAGACAACACAUACCAAGGUGGGCAAGAAAAGCAAUUUCAGAUUCUUGGAAGAUCAGGGGCUUUGCAAGAACCCUCUUUUUUUCAUGGAAAAGAAGACAUCCUACUUCACAUAUACAUCUUCUCUAAUGUUCUAGAGCAAGGCUAUAAUUGGAAACUCUUUGGAUUGGUAUAUCUACAAAAUUCAGGCAAAGGGGCUGGGGAGAUGGCUUGGUGGUUAAAGGUGCUUGCUUGCAAAGCUUGACAGCCUGGGUAGGCUCAACUCCCUAGCACCCACAUAAGGCCAGAUGCACAAAGUGCCACAUGCAUCUGGAGUUUGCAGCAGCAGGAGAUCCUGGCACACUCAUAAACAUACAUACGCACAUUCGCAUUAUCUCCCUCUCCCAUUCUUUCUCUCUCUCUCAAAUAAAUGAAUAAUUUUUUUUAAUUCAGUCAGAGCUUGAGGGUGGAGAAUAUCUGAUCUUGAAAAUAAGAAGAAAGCCUUUCCCAAAUAUGUAGUAUAGUAUCCGUGGGCCCAUGCCCAGAAACAGGAAGGAGAAAGCUGCCAGACAGACUGGACGGUACAUGCAGAUACAAUGUCAAGCAAUGUCAGCUCACCACUGACACAUUGUCAUGCCACACAGUGUAUAAGGGAAGAACAGGAUAAGAAAAGAGGGGUACUGUGGUAGUUUGGAUGGAUGUUCCUCAGUAGACUCAGGUGUUUUUUUAAAGCUUAUAACUUGGAUUUCCAACUGCCAGACUGAAAGAAGUGUCACUGGGGGCAGAUCUGAUUUCUAGCCCAAGGAUAUGCAGAACAGUCUGAGCUCUCCCUGGUCCCUGCUUGUUUGCUUUGUGUGUGUGUGUGUGUGUGUGUGUGUGUUUGUAGGUGCUGGCUGUUUAGUUGUGUCACUCUGCUUGGAUCUGUGAAAGGGAGCCAGCUUCUUCUGCCGUUGAUGGAACUUCCCCUUGGAUAUGAAAUAAAUCCUGCUCCUCCCAUAAA
This is a messenger RNA of Jaculus jaculus (lesser Egyptian jerboa), 3076 nucleotides long. It is a transcript of the gene Fcmr, whose product is annotated as Fc mu receptor. The record is from RefSeq and is a predicted model, not a curated record. Lineage: Eukaryota; Metazoa; Chordata; Mammalia; Rodentia; Dipodidae. Gene Ontology annotation, cellular component: plasma membrane. Bases 89 to 1321 code for a protein of 410 amino acids. The transcript is spliced from 8 exons. Gene Ontology annotation, molecular function: transmembrane signaling receptor activity.